AUGGGAUCGAUCAUCCCCUUCUUUUUCAUUCCAGCUUGUUUCGCUGUACCCUAUGCCGAGUACAUCUAUGCACCGCCCUCAAGAACCUUGAUUCCACCAGCGGUAAUCGGCGUAAAUGGCUCUGUCACAACCCCAGAAUCUCUGACCAAUGCCAGUGAUGUUCGCCCAGCUGUCUUCAACGGCCCCUCAUCAGUAACUUUUGAUUUCCAGAAGAAUGUUGCUGGGAUAGUUUCCGUCAAUGUCGCUUCGGCUUCUUCUGACGCCUUCAUUGGCGUAACCUUUUCCGAGUCGAGCCUAUACAUCAGCGAGCAGUCUUGCGAUGCCACAGCGGACGCAGGAUUUGACAGUCCUCUUUGGUUCUCCCUUGUAGAUGGACCCGGUACUUAUACGGCAGCAGAAAAGCACAACAGAGGCGGCUUCCGGUACAUGACUUUGGUCAGCAAUACGACGGGGAGUGUAUCUCUGAAUUUCGUGACGGUCAACUUCACAGCCGCACCGAAGCAGGACUUGCGUGCAUAUACCGGUUAUUUUCACUCAAACGACCAGCUAUUAAACCGGAUUUGGUACGCUGGGGCAUAUACAAACCAGCUGUCGACGAUUGACCCAGCAAUGGGCAACGCUCUCCCGUGGUUUCAGAUAAUCACUAGCACAGAUACCAUUGCGCUUCCGGAGACCAUCCAGUGGUGGAGCAACUACACUAUCUCAAAUGGCAGCAGCGUUCUCACCGAUGGCGCUAAGCGAGACCGGCUGAUUUGGCCCGGCGAUAUGUCGACCUCACUGGAAGCGAUCGGCGUGAGCACGUAUGACCUAUAUAGCAUCAAAGUAGCACUGGAGCUACUGUUUGGUUUGCAGAAGGAAAACGGCCGUCUACCGUAUGCUAGCCCGCCCUUCGCUGAUACCGUCAGCUUCACGUACCACUGUCACAGUCUCAACGGUCUUUCUCUAUACUAUCUCUAUUCUGGCGACCUGGAGUGGUUGUCUAAGUAUUGGAAUCAGUUCAAACUAGGAAUCGACUAUGCGCUUUCAAGUGUUGACGCCACUGGCCUGGCUAAUAUUACUGCCAGUUCGGACUGGCUACGUUUUGGAAUGGGUGGUCAUAACAUCGAAGCUAACUCCCUCCUUUACUAUGUUCUCAAUCAAGGCCUGAUCCUGGCAGCCGUCCUUAACGACACCUCCGUCGGGAACAUAUGGACCAUCAAAGCAAGAAAUAUCAAGGCCGCCGCGAAUCAGCACCUCUGGGACCACGACGCCGGCCUCUUCCGUGACAAUGAGACCACGACCCUCUACCCUCAAGAUGGCAAUGUCUGGGCCGUGAAGUCCAACCUAACCCAGUCACUAUCCCAAAUCCGACAAAUAUCCCAGUCUCUGCGCAACCGCUGGGGAAAAUACGGUGCGCCAGCCCCCGAGGCCGGACGCACUGUAUCACCUUUCAUCAGUGGCUUUGAGCUGCAAGCGCACUAUAUUGCCGGGAAUCCCAACUCUGCGUUGGAACUACUCCGUCUAGAAUGGGGCUUCAUGAUGGAUGACCCACGCAUGACCAACUCAACCUUCAUUGAGGGGUACUCAUCCGACGGUUCGCUGCAUUACGAGCCGUACACUAACGACCCCCGCGUGUCGCAUUCGCAUGGCUGGUCUACCGGCCCGACAUCGAUUCUUAUGCACUAUGCCGCAGGGCUUCGGUUGAAGUCCGCUGCUGGAGCGACCUGGUCCAUUGCUCCACAGCCUGGUGAUCUGACAUUUGUCGAUGCGGGUUUUGUCACGAAGCUUGGCUCCUUUGCAGUUGCUUUUGAGGUGCGCAAUGGGACGUACCAGCAUCUGCGCUUCAGUACGCCAGUUGGAACAAUAGGGGAUCUUGUUUUGCCAGGGUCGAAUGGGACUUUGAUCAGUGUCAAUGGACUCAAGGUUGCACUCGGUGCUGAUGGUGUGGCUAGCGGGCUGGCAGGGGGCAAUUGGACUUUUGUUCCCAGAAGCCCGGCGAGGACAAGAGGAUGA
Molecule: messenger RNA, 1992 nt
Organism: Penicillium crustosum
Lineage: Eukaryota; Fungi; Ascomycota; Eurotiomycetes; Eurotiales; Aspergillaceae
Product: putative alpha-L-rhamnosidase A
Exons: 2
Coding region: 1-1992 (663 amino acids)
Biological process (GO): carbohydrate metabolic process
Source: RefSeq, a predicted model, not a curated record